Messenger RNA from Drepanopeziza brunnea f. sp. 'multigermtubi' MB_m1, 654 nucleotides. RefSeq lists its product as uncharacterized. Lineage: Eukaryota; Fungi; Ascomycota; Leotiomycetes; Helotiales; Drepanopezizaceae. The record is from RefSeq and is a predicted model, not a curated record.
AUGCAAUUCACAACCCUCGCCCUGUCUGCCCUGAGCAUCUGCUCUGCACUUGCACAAUCAGCAGGCAUAAAAGUCCACGUCGUCCGCGUCGGCGCCAUGAACGGGUCCCUCAUCUACUCCCCCGAUAACAUCAAGGCAGCCGUUGGCGAGAUGGUGCAGUUCCAGUUCGCGCCCAACAACCAUAGCGUGACGCAGUCGACCUUUGACCAGCCCUGCCAGCCCAUCGCCCCAGCCGGCUCCAGCGGCGCGGGAAUCUACUCGGGCUUCAUGCCCGUGUCGGCCAGCUCGACCACCACACCAACGUACACCGUCAUGAUCAAGGACCAGACGCCCAUGUGGCUGUACUGCUCGCAGGCCCAGCACUGCCAGGGCGGCAUGGUGAUGGUCAUCAAUGAGGACACGGCCGCCAACGCCUCGCGUACUCUGGAAAACUACAGGACGCUAGCGAAGGCAAGCACGGCCAGCGGGACUGCGGUUGGAGACCAGGCUGGCACCAACUCUACUUCCGGCACGGCGCCCGGCACGGGAACUGGAGCGGGAUCUCUGACCUCCACCCCCAUUGCAGCAUCGCAAACCGCGGCCGCGCCACACCUCGUCCGAGCCUCGAGUACCUUGGGACUGGUGCUGACAAUCGGUCUUGCGUUCCUCCUGUAG